Messenger RNA from Sebastes umbrosus (honeycomb rockfish), 1954 nucleotides. Its product is annotated as F-actin-capping protein subunit alpha-2. Lineage: Eukaryota; Metazoa; Chordata; Actinopteri; Perciformes; Sebastidae. The transcript has 10 exons. The coding region runs from base 68 to 973 and encodes 301 amino acids. Gene Ontology annotation, biological process: actin cytoskeleton organization; barbed-end actin filament capping. Gene Ontology annotation, cellular component: actin cortical patch; F-actin capping protein complex. The record is from RefSeq and is a predicted model, not a curated record. Gene Ontology annotation, molecular function: actin filament binding.
GACAGACAGUGACUGACUGAGAGCAUCAAUCAAGCUUGAACCCAAGAGCUGGGAAUCCACCCAUGCGAUGACGUCACGGGGCUCUGACAAGCUGGUGGUGCCGGAAGAAAAGAUGGCGGAUCAUGAGGAGCAGCUAUCCGACGAGGAGAAGGUGCGCAUAGCAGCUAACUUCGUCAUCCACGCCCCACCAGGAGAGUUCAACGAAGUUUUCAAUGAUGUGCGAUUGCUGCUCAACAAUGACAAUCUUCUCAGGGAAGGUGCAGCGCAUGCAUUUGCACAAUACAACUUGGACCAGUUUACCCCGGUGAAAGUCGAGGGCUACGAAGAACAGGUCUUAAUCACAGAGCAUGGCGACCUGGGGAACGGCCGGGUCCUGGACCCCAAGAACAAGAUCUCCUUCAAGUUCGACCACCUGAGGAAGGAGGCCAGCGACCCGCGGCCCCAUGACGUCGACGGCUCCCUGGAGGGCUGGAGGAGCGCCGUGGACUCGGCCGUCAGGGCCUACGUCAAGGAGCACUAUCCCAGUGGAGUCUGCACCAUUUACGGGAAAACCAUCGACGGACAUCAAACCAUCAUCGUGUGCAUCGAGUGCCAUCAGUUUCAACCAAAAAACUUCUGGAAUGGACGCUGGAGGUCAGAAUGGAAAUUCACCGUCUCCCCCUCCACCACUCAAGUGGCAGGAAUCAUGAAAAUCCAGGUUCAUUACUAUGAAGAUGGAAACGUUCAGCUGGUGAGCCACAAAGAGGUGCAGGAGUCCAUGUCAAUUUCUAAUGAGGCUUCAACUGCAAAGGAGUUUGUUAAGAUCAUGGAGGCUGCAGAGAACGACUAUCAGACGGCCAUCAACGAGAAUUACCAGACCAUGUCGGACACUACCUUCAAAGCCUUACGCCGCCAGCUUCCUGUGACACGCACCAAGAUCGAUUGGAACAAGAUCCUGAGCUACAAGAUAGGCAAGGAGAUGCAGAACGCUUAAAAAAACGACGGAGAACAUAACAGACAACUCCCCUCCACCCCCACCCCACCCGACCCCCACCUCCUCCCAAACAACGUUGCAUGACUGGAUAGUUGUAUCGUCUUUGUACAGAAAUUAGAGAAAACUGGGACAAAGAGAGGUUUUGGUCUCACAGCCAGAUGUCACAUUACACAUUGGAUGUCUACUUUUAUUGAUGUUAUUUUGUUUUUAUACAGACACUGUUAACUCCUCUGUAUAUUGAAUCUAUGAAGGUAAAGAUAAGUGUAUUUGGGGAAAUAUAACUUGAGGAAAUAGUACAAGUCGACAUAGGAAAGGGGGGGCGAACACUUGUAUGCAAAAUCAUCCUUAUAAAAUACAAUAUCACGUGUGCAAUAUUUAUUGUGUCAGUGAGACCACGCCUUAUAUUUGACCUGCUGAAAAAACGGUUUGAAUUUGAUGGUGAAACAAAUCAAUUUUGGGAGAAUUGUUGCUCAAAGAAUGACUCCCUUCACUUCAGCGAAAACAAAAAAAUACCUUCUUUGUGUUCAUUGAAUGGUAUCUUUGGCACAAGCAGUCACCACUGUCAGCCACUCAAUGUUCUUGUUCCCUCAUCUCGGUACUUCCCUCACCGUUCGUCCUGUAUGUGAGAUCUAAAGCUCGCGGCGCUCCCGGCUAAAUUGCCUUUUUUGACUUGACACCGUCUGAACUCUCGCUCGGCGCGGGGGAGUUCUGUGACCACUUAACAAGCUUAAUUAACAAGUCAUCAGUCGCUAAGUAAUGUGCAUAAUGUCCAAUUUACAAUAAAAUCAAAACGUAUCACAUUCUCCUCCAGUGCUUAUUUUUAUUAAAAAAAAAAAAACAGAACCUGACUGUAUUAUAUAACAAGGCACAUUGUAAUAUAUACCUGUAUGAAACAUCCUGUCUGUCAGUUUGGUGAUUUAUUUCCAUGAGAUUAAUUGUAAUUCAGUCACAAUUAUGUUGCAUUAAAUGACAAAUUUUCUA